This is a messenger RNA of Antrostomus carolinensis (chuck-will's-widow), 378 nucleotides long. RefSeq names its product lysosomal acid glucosylceramidase. The record is from RefSeq and is a predicted model, not a curated record. The transcript is spliced from 3 exons. Lineage: Eukaryota; Metazoa; Chordata; Aves; Caprimulgiformes; Caprimulgidae. Gene Ontology annotation, molecular function: glucosylceramidase activity. The annotation marks the transcript as partial. Gene Ontology annotation, biological process: glucosylceramide catabolic process.
AUCAACAUCCAGUCUCUGUCCAAGGAUGCGCAGAACCACCUGCUCCGCUCCUAUUUCUCUGAGGAAGGCAUCGAGUACAACCUUGUGCGCGUCCCCAUGGCCAGCACCGACUUCUCCGUGCGCCUCUACACCUACGCCGAUGCGGAGGGAGACUUCGAGCUGAAGCACUUCAACCUGACUGAGGAGGACACGCGGAUGAAGAUCCCCAUUCUCCAGGCAGCCCAGGCGGUGGCCAAGCGGCCGCUCUCGCUGUAUGCCAGCCCCUGGACCUCCCCGGUCUGGAUGAAGACAAACGGCGCAAUGACUGGGAGGGGGACGCUGAAGGGCAGCCCUGGGGACAAGUACCACCAGGCCUGGGCCAAGUACUUUGUCCGGUGA